Messenger RNA from Puntigrus tetrazona (Sumatra barb), 2107 nucleotides. RefSeq names its product bone morphogenetic protein 4 (gene bmp4). Gene Ontology annotation, molecular function: BMP receptor binding; cytokine activity; growth factor activity. Bases 432 to 1637 code for a protein of 401 amino acids. NCBI's taxonomy places the organism in Eukaryota, Metazoa, Chordata, Actinopteri, Cypriniformes, Cyprinidae. The record is from RefSeq and is a predicted model, not a curated record. Gene Ontology annotation, cellular component: extracellular region. Gene Ontology annotation, biological process: BMP signaling pathway; negative regulation of transcription by RNA polymerase II; SMAD protein signal transduction. The transcript has 4 exons.
UGCGGUGGGUUGAGAGAGCAGGGGAGGAGGCAGAGGAACUUCAUAGGGCGGUCACAUAAAAACUGCCUGGAGAACUGGAUGCGGGCUCAGUCGGUGAUGUUCUCCUUGCUCGACUAGACUUGGUUGGAGCUACAGACAUCCGCGUUCGCACUGGACUCGGUUGCUUUCUCCUACGUGAUGCGGAACUAAUGAUCUAAACACUCGCUUCGGGCUUGGACUUUUGUUACGCGAGGUGAACUCCUAAGAAAACUCGGUUUCGCCGUCUUCUCGUCCUGGAAUACCGUGCGCUUCUCUACCAAUGGAAAGGAAUCUGACCGCAGUUCUUAAACAGCCUUCCAGGACCACGUAACAUUCACUCGAGGAACUCAUCCUGUAUCAGUUCUCGACAAACAUGGACUGUUUUCCCAUGCUUUAUUUUCUGUCGAGACAUCAUGAUUCCUGGUAAUCGAAUGCUGAUGGUCAUUUUAUUAUGCCAAGUCCUACUGGGAGAGAGCAGCUAUGCUAGUCUAAUACCCGAGGAAGGGAAGAAGAAAGCGUCGGCUCAGCACCUGGGUCAGAGUCAUGAACUGCUGCGGGACUUUGAAGCCACGCUGCUGCACAUGUUUGGGCUGCAGAAGCGACCGAGACCCAGCUACUCGGCUGUGGUGCCCCAGUAUCUGCUGGACCUGUAUCGCCUCCAGUCAGGGGAGGCCGAAGAAGCCGGAGGGGCCCACCACGUGAGCUUCGACUAUCCCGAGAGGUCCACGAGUCGAGCAAACACUGUGAGAGGAUUCCAUCACGAAGAGCACAUGGAAGAGCUGCAGUCAGACGGCUCACCGGAGACUCCUCUGCGCUUCGUCUUCAAUCUCAGCAGCAUCCCAGAGGAAGAACUCAUUUCUACCGCAGAGCUUCGUAUCUACAGGCAACAGAUAGAUGAUGCAAUCUCAGAUCCCCGACCCACGGGAGACGACGCUCUCCACCGGAUAAACAUAUACGAGGUGCUGAAGCCUCCGCGGGCCGGGCAGCUCAUCACCCAGCUGCUGGACACUCGACUGGUGCGCCACAACACCACCCGGUGGGAGAGCUUCGACGUGAGUCCGGCCGUGCUGCGCUGGACCCGAGACAAGAGCUCCAAUCACGGCCUGGCCGUGGAGGUGGCGCCCCUGGACCCAGCCUCGCGUCACCGGGGGGCCCACGUCCGCGUCAGCCGCUCCGCGCGCCCGCUCCCGGACGCAGACUGGAGCCAGCUUCGCCCGCUGCUGGUCACGUUUGGACACGACGGCAAAAGCCACCCGCUGACCCGCCGAGCCAAGCGCAGCCCGAAGCAAAGAGGCCGCAAGCGCAACCGCAACUGCCGGCGGCACGCGCUUUACGUGGACUUCAGCGACGUGGGCUGGAACGACUGGAUCGUGGCGCCGCCCGGAUAUCAGGCGUACUACUGCCACGGGGAGUGUCCGUUCCCUUUGGCCGAUCACCUGAACUCCACCAAUCACGCCAUUGUGCAGACGCUGGUGAACUCGGUCAACACCAACAUUCCCAAGGCCUGCUGCGUUCCCACCGAGCUCAGUGCGAUCUCCAUGCUCUACCUGGACGAGACGGACCGGGUGGUGCUGAAGAACUAUCAGGAGAUGGUGGUGGAGGGAUGCGGCUGCCGCUGACACUUAUUUAUAACGUCCGUGUUGAGAUGUGUGUUUCGUGUCUCCUCGAUCGUAUAUUUUGACAAAAAAGUAUAUAUAUAAAUAUAUAUAUUUAUAUCGACAUAAUUAAAACAAAAAAAGAAAAUAAAAGCGUCCUUAUUUUAAUUAUAAUUCAGCUGUACAGCUUUUCAUAAUGUAUAUCAGACUGUAUAAGGGUUUUUUCUAUGAGUUAGAAGAAUUAGCCACUAAAAAGUUUAUUUACUGGUAGUAUUUAUUUCUUUAAUGCAAUAUCCAUUCACCAAAUGCGUAGCCCCGGCGACCCCUCUCAGAAAGCAUCGUUUGUGUACUUAAAAGAAAUAGAGCACUGUGUGAAAUGAUUUUCUUGCUAUAUCGGAUGAAGAGAUCAGAUGUGUAUUGAUGUGCAUAGGCAUGUGAUUCACAUGUUCCCCAAAUAACUUUGUUGUUAAAUAAAUUGUGAAACAUUCCAACAA